Messenger RNA from Leptosia nina, 1551 nucleotides. Lineage: Eukaryota; Metazoa; Arthropoda; Insecta; Lepidoptera; Pieridae. The record is from the annotation of a GenBank genome assembly.
AUGCAUCUUACCGUGUGUGGAGGUCGGCGUGGUCUGUGCGACGCGAUGCGGCCAGCUAGUGGUUCUGACCUUCUUAGAUACCUGAGGAAGGUCAAUUUUACUGGUCUCAGCGGUGACGAGUUCCACUUUGAUGCUAAUGGCGAUGGACCAGCUCGCUACAACAUCCUCCACUUCAAGCAGGUGGCCAAAGGCGUAUACCACUGGGUAAAGGUGGGGCAGUACUUGGAUGGAGAACUUCAACUUCAUAUUAACGAAAUUCAAUUCAAAUGGGGAGAAAGGAAACCACCAGAGUCUGUCUGCAGCGCUGAAUGUGACCUGGGUCAAGCCAAGCAGUAUGUGGAAGGAGAAAGCUGUUGCUGGCAUUGCUUUAACUGCACGCAGUAUGAGAUCCGGUCCCCAUUUGUGGAGACGGCGUGCAUGGUUUGCCCGCGCGGGACCCUGCCCGACCUCACGAGGACUAGCUGCCGGCCGAUACCAGAAGUAUACCUUCGACCCGACUCCGCGUGGGCCAUCGGAGCUAUGUCAUUUUCAUCUGUGGGAAUAUUGUUGACGGCAUUUGUCUACGGUGUAUGGGUGAGACAUAGUUCUACUCCAGUAGUCCGCGCUAGUGGAAGAGAACUGUCUUACGUUCUUCUAGCUGGUAUCCUCAUGUGCUACUUGGUUACCUUCGCGUUGGUGUUCAGACCGACAGACAUGCUGUGCUCUUUGCAAAGAUUCGGGACUGGCUUCUGUUUCACCGUUGUGUACGCGGCCUUACUCACGAAGACCAACAGGAUAUCCCGGAUAUUCAACGCAAGCAAACACUCCGCUAAAAGGCCGAUUCUCAUCUCUCCUAGCUCACAGCUGGCGAUAUGUGCUGCUCUUGUGUCUAUACAGGUGUUAAUAGUAGUGGUAUGGAUGAUAGUGGCACCAGCAAAAGCCAUGUACCACUAUCCAACACGGGAGGACAACAUGCUCGUAUGCGAUUCUUAUGUGGACGCGUCCUAUAUGAUAGCGUUCUUCUAUCCCAUUGUGUUGAUCAUCGUCUGCACGGUAUACGCUGUUCUCACAAGGAAGAUUCCAGAAGCAUUUAACGAAAGCAAACACAUAGGCUUCACGAUGUACACGACUUGUGUGAUCUGGCUUGCCUUCGUCCCGCUGUACUUCGGAACCGCCAGCCACGUGCCACUCCGAAUCACCAGCAUGGCUGUUACUAUUUCUCUCAGCGCGAGCGUCACUCUCGUUUGCCUAUUUUCCCCAAAGCUGUACAUAAUCCUGAUACGACCGGAAAGGAACGUCCGUCAGAGCAUAAUGCCGGUCCGGUAUAGCCGGAAACCAAUCGCACAACCCAUGCCACUCCCAGCUACCAAAAAACCACCAUGUGCUGAUAAAGAAACGCAAACAUUGGCAGCGGACUUCAACAAACUGACAAACGGCCAGACGAUUCAGCUAAAGUCCGCUGGGACUGAGAAAGAAGAUAAGAAAAAGGAGAAGACUGGUGUGAAAAUCGCUGACAAUCGCGAACGAGUCGAUAAGAAGGAAAAGUCAAACGAUCGACCGGACUCUUUAUAG